Penicillium brevicompactum is the source of this 633-nucleotide messenger RNA. RefSeq names its product zinc-finger domain-containing protein. The transcript is spliced from 3 exons. Lineage: Eukaryota; Fungi; Ascomycota; Eurotiomycetes; Eurotiales; Aspergillaceae. Gene Ontology annotation, biological process: mitochondrial electron transport, NADH to ubiquinone. Bases 1 to 633 code for a protein of 210 amino acids. The record is from RefSeq and is a predicted model, not a curated record.
AUGAUGUCCUGUGGCCGCAGACUCGCGACCUUUGCGUCGGCUACCCCGCGCUUUGCCGUCCGCGCCUACUCCUCCACCGUGCCUCGUCUGAACGGCAGCCCCGUCGCCAACGACCCGACCCCGCGGAAGCCCUCGCCCAAUGUCUCCGCUACCAAUGCCGAGCCUACCGACUCCUUCGGCCGUCACGAUGGCACCCUUCAGGAGUCCCCCGAGGUUGGCGAGCGUAUCCGCAGCAUGCAGGCUCCCAACCGCGCUACCACCUGGGCCUCCAACCAGCAGCCGCGCGAGCAGGCCAUGGUUGGUCCUCGUUUCGAGCAGACCAUCAUGGAGACUCAGCCGCAACCAUAUGCCGCUAUCGAUCUCAUUCACAGACAGCAUGUUCGCUGGACAAAGUCCAAGGUCGUCAGCUGUGACGGUGGCGGUGGCCCUCUCGGCCACCCCAAGGUCUUCAUCAACACCGACAAGCCCGAGAUUGCCACUUGCGGAUACUGCGGUGUUCCCUACGCUCACGAGCACCACCGUGCUUACCUCAAGUCCCUUCCCGCCACCAGCUACCCCCUCGAGCCCACCAAUGAUGCCGCCGACGUCAACGAGGCCCAGCGUGUCACAGAGGGUGGUCUGGAGCAGCGAUAA